GGCCGAGGUCUCAGCCUCCGGCUACAGCACCACCACCGCCACCAUCAUCUUGUCGAGAAGCCUCAAGCAUAAUCUUAUUCCACCUCUUCUCCCCGUGCCUCAGCGUACGAGAAAGAAACAGAGAAAGCUAGGAUAGAAGAGACGGAGCCUUCUCGAUUACCGAAGCUAGAAGACACAGAGGAGAAGCUUGAACUGGACACGCGAACAUCUCAACAACAAGCCAUGCCAUGAACCGGAUCCAAGGCCUAGAGCUAAGAGGAACUAAGAGAGAUCAAGCAACUUAGUUUCGCACAUGCGAACAUAUCCACCGGAUCUGAGUGAUCUCUCGCUAACUCAAAUGCAGAGCACCUGCGAUCUCCACUAUCAGAGAAGAUGCACUCUUUGAUGGCAAGCGAGUCAUCUUCGAGGAAGAGAUCGAGGAAACGCUUGCUAGAUUGGUACCUAAGAUAGGCGCUGCCGAUUCGGAUAGGCCGAUAGCUUCUUUCCGUCCUUAUGGUAAGUGUUGGGGGUAAAAACAAGAAGGAUUACAAGUCAUCAUGUUUGAAAUGGUUCUACCCCUUCGUGUACGAUUGUGGUUGAAUCCUUUCUCGAGGAUAAGAUCGGGAUUCCUUCUUUGCAAAGGCACGACCGUAAAGAGAUUUAGGAUUAUGGUUGAAUCCAUUCAUAAGGCCGAGAUUCCUUCUUUGCAGAGGCACGACCGUAAGGAGAUUGAUGUGCAGAGCGUCAACACCUCGGCCAUCGAUGAAGGUUCGUUCAGUGAUUGGAACCACAAGAAGACAGUUUUUAUCGCCGGCCAGCAUCGACAACAAUGUGCAGAGCAUCAACACCUCGGCCAUCGAUCAAGGCUCGUGCAGUGUCUGCAGAGGAGUCCCUAUCAACCGGAAUAAUUGCUCACAAUAUCUUCUCCUGUCUGCAGAGCCGCGACGGAGAGGGAACAGUAAAAGUGUAGGGAGAAGAUAUUUUUGCUGCUUGGCGUCAACCAUUAGAUAUCUCGUCUACGUCAGCUACUCCUGUAGCGAUGACGUGGCCUUCACUUUCGCCAUCUCCUUGGUUGCCCUUUCUCUAUCAUAUAUCCCCAAAACAAGCAUCGCUUCUUCUGCUUGGGUCUCGGCCUCGUCCUUCCGGUCCUCGGUACCGGCCACUUGACCUCUUCCCUGCGGCGGCGCACCUUCGCCUACGUCUCGCCCUAGGCGCGGACAGGGUUUGUGUUCUGAAUGCUGCAUUGUGAAAUGUCAUGUCAGAGAAUGCUAUAGAAAGUUAUGCAACCAGUAAAGAUUUAAAUAUUGGAUCAGUAAUGCAAAUGGUAUAGUAUCUGUUUACCGGUACUGUUCGUAUAGGAUGGCUCAUUAGAAGUGAGCAAGCGUCAUGUCAAACCCUCACUGCCUUAAGCACUAUGAUCUUUCUUAUGCAAGCAAUAAAGAAGACCGUGUAAUAUAAGAGAGGCACUUGAGAGUUUAAAAUUACCAAAUCUCGCAAGGUUCAACUGUUUAGCAUGGAUAUAAGUGAAGGAAGGACAUUUGGAUGCAGGAAUGUAUGCAGUUCUGAUCUUAAUGAUUUAGGCCUUACAACACAUGUUCCCAAGUCAUCUGAAUUUAUGGGAGCUGAAAAGAUUGGAAGCUAUAUGAAAAAUUCUGUGUUGCAGAAAGAUGUAAAAUCAUAUGUUGAAGUGGUAAUUCCAGAUAAAUCAUAUCUUCAUAGACAUCAAGAUUCUUCUAUAAACUGGGAAAACUACAAGGCAUGCCAUUGUCCAGAUUCAGAAGGUAUUACGUCAGAGCAAAAUCACAUUCCUAUUGAUGGCAUAAAUAAAAAGAUAAAGAGUAAUUUGAAUCAGAGACAAGGGCCUGGUCAUGAUCAAGUGGUUAAUAGAACAAAUGAGUCACAGAUGCCACUAAAAAAAACAGCAUUGAGUUCCCAUCUGACAGCCUUUGCAGCAGGAGGGAUUGGUUUUGAAGCAAGAAGGAUGACAAAAAUUAGUGCUCAAGAGAUCGAAUCUUCUGAAUCUAUUCAAGGCUCACAACCUAUCCAAGAUGAGUUUACUGUCUUGGCUUCUCAUUCAGCAACAAACAAUUUUACGAAUUCUCCUAUUUACAUCAAAGAUAAAAGAGUUUCUUCAGUAUCUGAUCACAUGAUCGAGGAGCAUUCGGAAAAAGCUAGGCUUGCUAACUUGAAGCAUGAGUUGCACAAUUUUACUAGGCCAUCGAGAGUGACAGUCUCCGAAAUGAAAGAUGAAAAUGAAAUUGCUAAUAGUGAAAGGUGUUCAUGGCCCAAGAUAAAUCAUAGAUCCUUGCAGAAACCAGGAGAUUCAUGGCUAGGCGAUUUUCCUCAUCCAUCUACAGACAGAGAUAAUAAUACUAUCCGUUAUAUUUCUCAUCGUCAUUGGUUAACAACUAAGGAUGUGCGCAUGAAUUUCUUGCAAGGAGAACAGCUGAUCGUCGAUUCAACAGAAACUGGAAAAGCAAAAGGUACCGCCUUGUUUGAAAUGAUAACAGGCCCAACAACAUCAAAGUGCCAUGGAAAACAAUCAGGAGAUUCACUACUUUUGAUUAACUCAAAUGGUAUCAGAGAUGCGGAUGAUGGAAUUGGAAAUGGAAAAGGAAAUGGGAGACAUACAACUGCAACAAGAAAAGAAUCAUCAGCUAAAACUGAGACAAUGGACAUUGAGGUUUGCCAGACAAGAAGCUCUCUAAUAGGCAUGAUUGCUGACAGACAACGGAAGGAUCUUGUGUGCCUCAACGUGAUGAAGCCCCACUAUCCAUUAGCUUCACCAAUCAAACGAACUGUGAGUCGGCAUGCUACUGCUGCUUCCUUAGACAAAACAGGUGGUGUAAGUAACAGAGAACUCAGCACAUCUAGAUCAGAAAGCAUCGAUGCACAUCAAAUUAUUUCUCAAGUUCAGAUGUACAAAAUUUUGAAUUCUAGUAGUAUAGCAGAUAAGCCGAUGGAAGCAGAGCCUUAUGGCAAAUGGCUUAAGCGCCUUGGACCCGACCCUUAUGCUUUUGGCCAUCGUAGUAAGAGAAUGAAAAUCAGAGAUGGCCCCACCGGUGCAGAAAUGUGCAGAUUGUCAAGUAAUGUACACAAUGACAAUACAUCCAGCUCUGACUUGAUGAAGUGUCCUGAGAAGCAACAGAGUUUUGACAGGGCCAAGAACUCACCGAGUAUUCCUGAGUGCUGUUGUGAAUUAUCAGCAAAGACAACAUGGUACUGGAUUGAAAGAUGGUGUCAUAGAAGUCCUCAGAGAGCCAAAGCUCAGGCAAGUGCUGCUACAACUGGGCUAUCCAAGCCCAGAAGUCCAAAAGUGGUUCCCGAGUAUUUUGAGGGGAAAGAGUUGCCAAGCAUCAGGGCAUUGGCAUUGAUGGGGAAAGCGAUGAACAAUUCUCGGAAGGGUGAAUUUCAGAGAAGGGGAUCGUCUGUGGUGUGGCAUAUGGAGGACUUAUGAAAGCUUGGGGGCUUUGGCCUCUUUGAUCUUCUUGUUGGCUUUUGAGGCAAGCAAGCACAAUACGUGAUGGGUACCCCCAUCCAGUUAUUUGUGGAUCAAACACUGUGGAUGCAGAAAACUACCUAAAUUGGGAGGUUGCAUAUAUUUCACUGUUGUAAUUUUUCAUGUUUACAUUUCCUAUUUCACAUGUGGAUUCAAUUUUUCGGUCAAGUAUUUCCUUUAAACCUCUCGAUUCAAAUUUCAAGAAUGGGAAUUUUUCUCUGCCUAGUUUUUCA
Musa acuminata AAA Group (dessert banana) is the source of this 3711-nucleotide messenger RNA. RefSeq lists its product as uncharacterized. The transcript is spliced from 5 exons. Gene Ontology annotation, biological process: regulation of photomorphogenesis. The coding region runs from base 1493 to 3436 and encodes 647 amino acids. The record is from RefSeq and is a predicted model, not a curated record. NCBI's taxonomy places the organism in Eukaryota, Viridiplantae, Streptophyta, Magnoliopsida, Zingiberales, Musaceae.